ACUCGUUCUUCCUUGCCAGCCACAUCGACACUACGAAGCGCAGAUGCCGAGCAGGAGCUGCUGACUCGAUUGAGAAGCGCAUUGAAGGAUGCCAUGCGGGCCAAGGACCAAGGCAAGGCGGGCGUAUGGAAAGAGGUGCUGUCCAAGUACGAAACGUCUCAAAAGUCUCCCAACAAUCCUCCCACCACCCUGCUCUCCAUCCUUCGCAAAGCUCAAGCGAGCCGCGUAGAAGCUGCAAAAGACUUUCGAUCCCUCGCUUCGCCCAGGGAAGAUUUGGCAGAGAGCGAGAGCAAGGAAGCGGAAUGGAUCGCAUCGUUGCUACCC
Molecule: messenger RNA, 324 nt
Organism: Ceraceosorus guamensis
Lineage: Eukaryota; Fungi; Basidiomycota; Exobasidiomycetes; Ceraceosorales; Ceraceosoraceae
Exons: 1
Cellular component (GO): mitochondrion
Molecular function (GO): carbon-nitrogen ligase activity, with glutamine as amido-N-donor
Source: RefSeq, a predicted model, not a curated record